UAUGAUUUCGACUUUUGGAUGUGGGUUUAAUCAUAAUAGUUUUGUCGUCCAAAGUAGACUGCAUCUUGAAACUACACAUAUUUACGUACUUUUUAAGCAACCGAAAAAACAAAAACUCCAACAGAACGAGCAAAAAAGUGAAGACUUUUACAACAAUGACACAACGCGGAAAAUUUACCAUGGAUCGCUUUUAUCUAAAACAAGGUGACAGCGAAAAAAUUUCAAUUUGUUUCGAUACAUCGCAAAAUCCCGCCUUCAAAGGAUCCGCAGACCCCUGCUCCCAGAAUUCCCUCUCCCAAAAGAACCCAGCGGAAUGUUUGCCGAAAAAAGUAUAUAAGCUGAAGGGGAAACCCAGUUCCCCAGGCCAAAAAAUAUUGGAAGCCGGCAAGAAAAACAAAGACUUCGCAUCCGUAAAGCCUGACAAGUCUGACAAACAUUCUUUAUCCAUGAAUUUCCCCAGUCAGAAGGAAAAACCAUCCAUCAACCCAUUCGCCGGGUGGUUCGGGUACAGUGAUCAGUCUGGAGAUGCAGUCUCCCAGCAAUCUCUCUUCCACAGGAUCUUCUCGAGCUCCGGCUCCCAGGCCGCAAGUCCAGAGCCAAGUUCAAAAUCUUCCAGCCAGGUGGUCAACCGGAUUGGUGGGGAGUCGAAAAGUGGUUCUCAGUUCCGAAAAAAUAACCUCUUUUCCAAAAAACAAAGGCGCUUAUCCAAAAAGGACUCUUCUCAAUCUGAAACUUCGAAUGAUAAGCAGCCUAAUCAUUCUAGACAAUGUGGCUCAUCCAAAGCUACUCACUUCGAAUUCGUUAGGCCGUCGAGAGGGCAUAUUUUCUCGUCCUCCAAAAGUGGCUCAUCCAUGCCAAGAACUUCUACAUCUUCGCAAUCCGAUAAAAGUAACUCAUUUUCGGAAAAAACUUCUCAAUCCGGAAAAUGCCCUUAUUGCAACAAGGACGCUUUUCCGUCCGGAAUUUGCAAGUCAAAUCCAGAACACAUUUUUUUGAGACUAACAGACCUUAUUUCAGGAAAAUUGCGCGUCGUCAAAGAGCCAACAGUUUCACUUGACAAUGGUCACUCAUUCAACGAGGAAAGUUUACCAUCCGAAACCGAGAGAUCCGAUUGUUCCGAAAUAUCCACCUUAACCAUAGUGCCAAGUUCCCCAACCAAGGAGUAUAACUCAGCAGGGGAAAGUACUUCUGAGUCCGAAAUAACUCUGAGGAAUGAAACCUCAGCGAGAUCGAGCAGCAAGUCGUCAGAAAGGGAAAGAACUUCUGACUCCGAAAAAACUCUGAGGAAUGAAACAUCAGCAAGAUCGCUCAGCAAAUCGCCAAAGGGGCUCUACUCUGCAAUGGAAAACACUGCCGAGUCCGAAAAAACUCUAAAGGACGAAUCCUCAGCUAGAUCGCACUGCAAGUCGUCAGCAAGUAAAAAUACUUCGGAGUCCGAAAAAACUCUGAGGAACCAAACCUCGGCAAGAUCGCAUAGUAAAUCGUCUAAGGAGCUUACUUCUGAGUCCGAAAACGCUCUAAGGAACGAAACCCCAACAAGAUCGCGCAGCAAAUCGUCAAAUAGGGUUUACUCCGAAAGCAAGGACCACGUGGAUCUGAACGACCUUCUGGACGAGUCUGAGAACACUCGGUUCUACCGGCAAAUGGUGGGCCUCUACUUCACCGCCGAGACGCUUCUCAAGGAGUUCACCAAACGCAAAGCCGUCGAGUUUAAAGAGCGCCGCGAUAGGAGAUUUCCCGACCUUACCAAAAAGAGGUAGAUAUAUGGGGACACUGGUCUCUCCCUUUCGAUUAUUUGACAGUUUGUCGCAAUUAAUAAAGUUUGUCGCGUCGAAUGGUGGAGGGCAAAAAAUGUA
Messenger RNA from Drosophila subpulchrella, 1856 nucleotides. RefSeq names its product serine-rich adhesin for platelets-like. The coding region runs from base 156 to 1760 and encodes 534 amino acids. The transcript has 2 exons. NCBI's taxonomy places the organism in Eukaryota, Metazoa, Arthropoda, Insecta, Diptera, Drosophilidae. The record is from RefSeq and is a predicted model, not a curated record.